This is a messenger RNA of Solanum dulcamara, 1155 nucleotides long. RefSeq names its product receptor-like protein EIX1. The transcript is spliced from 3 exons. Bases 1 to 1155 code for a protein of 384 amino acids. Gene Ontology annotation, molecular function: protein binding. The record is from RefSeq and is a predicted model, not a curated record. NCBI's taxonomy places the organism in Eukaryota, Viridiplantae, Streptophyta, Magnoliopsida, Solanales, Solanaceae.
AUGGUCGUAGCCAAUAACCGCAUAUCUGGAAGCAUUCCGUACUCUUUGUGUUCUUCAACAUCCUUGAGUUUUCUAUACGUGCGUAACAACAAUUUAAGUGGACAGUUUCCUACCUCUUUGAAGAAGUGCCAAGGUUUGGAAGUCUUAGACUUGGGAAGAAAUGCAUUGAGUGGAAAAAUCCCAGAGUGGGUAGGGACUAAGUUAGGUUAUUUGGGGAUUCUGAGCCUUCGAUUCAACGAAUUCUCUGGGAGCAUUCCUCCAAGUAUAUGUCAGCUUCAAACUAUUCAGAUACUGGACCUUUCUGGCAACCAUUUAUCAGGAAGAAUUCCAAAAUGCUUCAGCAAUUUCACCACAAUGCAACUUUUGCAAGAUGGUACAAGUGUGAGCUAUGACUUCGAUGCUUACACCCCUCGUGUAGGUACGUUGUACCAUGGCAAUGCAUUUAUCCAAUGGAAAAACAAGGAGUCAGAGUACUGUAACAUUUUGUGGCUUGUGAAAACCAUCGAUCUUUCUAGCAACGAAUUAGUCGGUGACAUCCCUAAUGAUUUUAGCAGAAUGAAUGCAUUGCUGUCAUUGAACCUAUCAAGAAACAAUUUGACAGGAAAUAUCAUUGAAGGAAUUGGUUUAAUGAAGAUGUUGGAGUCUCUUGACUUGUCCGGGAAUCAUCUCUCAGGGAAGAUCCCAAUAGGGCUCGCUAACUUGACAUUUCUUAGCGUGUUGGAUUUGUCAAACAACAACUUGUCAGGGAGAAUACCAUCGAGCACUCAAUUACAAGGCUUUGAUUCCUCAACGUAUGGUGGGAAUAUUCAGCUAUGUGGCCCUCCUCUUCCAGAGUGUCCUUCAUUUGCUCCUCCAAAACCUCAUGUUGGUUAUGAAAGUACACCCAGACAAGUAGAAGCUACUAUAGAAGAUGUUCCAACGGGGUUGGCAACUCCACUUGUUCUGGAGUACUGCCGAGUCAGAGAUAAUCUCCUUCUAACGGACUACGAGAUGUACGGUCAGACCUCUACGGGAAGCUUGUUUCUGACCCUCUUUCUUGCAGGUGGGCACAGGCUGUGGUGGGAGAUGAAGAGACCAGCUCUAGACAGUAUAGGGGGUGCGGAGAAGGUCCCUAGGGUAUACAUGGGACCUCAGGAUCCAGGACCAAGCAGGUAG